AUGCUGCUCCGCUGGUUGGGCCCAUCGACUUGCAGCUGGUGCUGCUCUCCGCCCUCAGUUUGGAGCAGAUGCCUGAGGUUUCUUGAGUAUGUUGCCGAGGCAGGCCAUGUGGAAGUGGGCCGCGCUCUGCUGGCUGCGGGUGUGGACCAGAACAUUCAGCUCCAGGGCACAACCGCUCUCAUGCGCGCAUCUUCCGAGGGCAAGGUCGAGAUUGUGCGUUUGCUGCUGGAUGCUGGUGCCGACAAGAACUUGCGGGACUUGUCUACCGGCCAGACCGCUCUUAGUCUCGCAUCCUCCAAGGGCCAUGUCGAGACUGUACGUUUGCUGCUGGACGCCGGUGCCAACAAGGACUGGCCGGACAGGUCUGGCCAGACAGCUCUCAUGCACGCAUCUUCCGCUGGCUCCGUGAAGAUUGUACGUCUGCUGCUGGAUGUCGGUGCGGAUAGGAACGUGCUGGACUCGUGCGGCGAGACCGCUGCGACUCUCGCAGCUUCCGAGGGCCACGUCGAGAUUGCGCGUUUGCUGCUGGAUCAUUCAGAGGACCAGAUUGGUUGUGUGCUUGCAUAA
Symbiodinium natans is the source of this 567-nucleotide messenger RNA. NCBI's taxonomy places the organism in Eukaryota, Dinophyceae, Suessiales, Symbiodiniaceae. The record is from the annotation of a GenBank genome assembly.